UUUGAUGGUGUGUGCUGAGAAGAAAAGUUGUGUGCCCAAUUUGCAGCAGCAGCAGGCCUCGUCUCGUAUCAAGUCUUGGCUCGCGGAAAAGACGGAAAAGCUUCCGCGGAAAAGCCCCAAAGGUGGUCGUUCCGGGUGCGGCGCGGUUCGGUGCGUACGGUGACGGUCAAGUUCCGGUGGGCCAGGAAUCUCCGGCCCGUGGAAAGUUUCUCGAUUGUGGCCGAAGGAUUCGUCUCGCGAGGAUUUUUCUUCACCAACACACGCACACACACACGGGAGAAGUGCACACAAGAAGUGGCUAGGGUAGGGUGGGCUGUUGUGGACUUUGGCUUAAAAUUUGUUGAUAAAGUUAGACGUAAACAUUGCCCCUUGUGGUGGGGGAGGAGAGAUCUUUGUGAUUCUGGUUUAGAGUUUGUUUUGAUCAAAAAGUGACAAGUUUCAAGAAAGGAUCGCUCACCCUAAUCAGCAGCAGCAACAACAACAACAAGGUUGAAUUUUGUGAACCAUCGGAUGGGCGGCUGGCUGCUGCCUCUAGAGUGGCCACCACACAGAGCAUAAGCCCCCUCUCGGCCAGCCAAAACCAAGGAAGAGUUUGGCCAACAUCGGAGAGUUUCGCAUGUGUCAAACGAGGACGUCUCUCAUGCCGUCGUCGCCGUCGUGGUCGUAAAACGAGAGAUUUUACGCAAAAACACAAAAAGCAAUGUGCGAGCUUGCCUGACGUCGUCCAACAAAAGUGAAAAUUGUGCGAACCUGGACCCCGCGGAGGAAGAUUUGUUGACCAACCUCCCACUUCCUCCCGCCCCAACAGCAGAAGGAAUCGCACACACCUCUAAAAUCGUCAGAUGUCGAAUCAGCGGAGCAGCAGCAGCAGCAGCGAUAGUUUGUUCACGGAUUCCUCCUGCUAGAGACAGAUCCGCCAGACUCUUGUGAAUGUAUAAAUCAAUAGCAUACCUGUACAAACCACAAUGCAAAGUUUGGAACCAGCAUCAUGUCAAGAAGCUGAUUACAUGUUGAAUGAUGCUUACUGUAAACUAAGAAAAUCUCCCUCGCGGCAGCAAACGUUGCUGAUCGAUCCACCGCCACAGUAUCCAAGUCUACCUAGUCCCAUACUGAACGACAGUACGCCCCUGUUCAACACGAGCAGCAGCAGCAGCGGAACCAGCCCGCUGCCCUCGUCGUCGUCCACGUCGUCGUACGCCACGCUCAGUGGCAUCCAGUCGACAUCGCCGCCGGCCAACCUGCUAGCAGCCUCGUCAUCCUCCACCUCCUCCUCCGUCUCCUCGUCGGCCUACCUACUCAAAUCUUCCUCCACAAGCAGCCACUACCAUCACCACCACCACCAACAUCAUCACGUCGACAAGCGGGGAGCCACUGAUUCCGGCUACGUCAGUAGCUCCCCAUCGAAAAAGUCCAAACUUUCUUCCCUAGUGGCCAGUGGCGUUGGCGGCGGCGGCGGUUCCUCGUCAGGGUCUUCAUCAAUCAACAGUUCUUCCGCGGCGAGCGCUAGUAACUAUGGCGGUAGUCAGCAGCAGCAGCAAUAUCAUCUCCAUGGCGGGGGUAGCAGCAGUCCGCAGUUGUCGUCCGCCGGCGGGACGUCCCAUGGGGUGGCGGCGGCCACCGCUGGCAAAUACAACAUACAUGACAAACUUAGGGAAUUGUAUCUUGAACUACUAGCUGAGGACAAUACUGAAACUAAUAGGCUUAACUUAAGAAAUACGUCGUUUCUGCUGGACAAACUGGUGUUGCGGGAGAACCUCAACACGCUGAUCCUAAAUCUCUACCCCGGCAAUAAAGGAUAUUCGUUAGCAUUUAGGAGAGGGCCCGACCAGCAGCAGCAGAGCGAUGGCAGGGGAAAUAUCUCAAAAAGUGGUGCUUUGGCGUCGGAGCGGGCCGGCUCGCCGAGCCCCUCGCUGGCGACGGACAUCAACGCCGAGCAGCUGCAGGAGACGAUCCGGUGGCCGUACGAGGAGGAGGAACUGCUCGAGUGCAUCGACCGCGAGGAGCUGCCGCUGGUGCUGGUGGACAUGUGCGAGGCCAAGUGCCCCGGGCUGUUCUACUCGGGCUGCGUGAUUGCGGAGAUCCGCGACUACCGGCAGUCGUUUCCGAUCUUCACCUGUGAUACGUACCACGUGCUGCUGAAGCCCACCAAUCAGACCCUGCUGGCCGACGUGAACCUGCUGACGGCGGAGGGCGACUGGAGCGCCGAGGAGAAGCUUGCCCUCGAAAGUCAGCUGGUGCUUGCGACCGCGGAACCGCUCUGUCUCGAUCCGAAUCCGGAGGUGGGACGGAUGGCGAUCAAUCACCAGCACCGGAGGCAAAUGUUCAACACGAACCCGAUCCGGCGGCAGGCGAAAAAGUUCUCCCAGGUGGCGAUCAACCGCAAGAGGAAAACGGACCAGUUCACGCACAGCUUCGGGCUGGAACUGAGCGACUUCAUGACAAAGUACCGUGCGAAGCCCCGUCAGUACGCGGCCACCAAGCGGAGCGUGGUUAGCUUCACACUGCCCAAGAAGCCGUCGGACGUGAGCUCGACGGUGCGCGUUCCCAGUCUGGACCUGCCCGAGUUGGCGGCCCCUAGCGAAGUGAACGUGGAGAAGUUUGCCCGGAAGUACGACGGUCCGAAGGAGAGCCGAGACUGCAUACCGCAGCUGAUCGAGGAGUACAUUUUGGAGACGGAUCGGGUGGUCAAUCGGGGAGACACCAGGACGUACCACAUUAAGCUGUCGAUUUUCCAGCGGCCGUCAAACUCGGAGUACCUCGGAGAGCUGUACGUGGACCGGGACUAUCGCGAGAGCGAACGCAACGGCGAAGCUUGUCAGUUUACGCUGGGAACUCGCGCGCACGCACACCGUUACAUCCAGCAAUUUACGGAGAUAUUCACCGAGGAGGGUCGCAAAUCGGUCAAAAUUACCCAUCUGGUGCCGGGGCAGGUGCCAAAGGUGCUACACACGGCCGGAAUGCGCGAACAAAGUGUUCAGCAACAGCAGCAGCAGCAGCAACAACAACAACAACAGCAGCAACAACAAGCAAUGCAAACGAAUCAAUCUCAUAUCCAACAGCAAAUCACGCAAAUUCAGCAACAGUUCCAGUCCAACCCGACGCACGCGUUGAUCACGCGACUGCAAGCAACGAACACCGCGCUGGUCUCGCAGAUUGCUUCAGCCGGCGUCGGUAACGUGGCAACCACAACGACGACGACGGCGACGAUCAACGCGACCAAUCCGAGCGUGCUUCCAGGCAAUCAGGCGCCCGUGCAGGUUGUUCAACAGAUCGUUCAGCAGCAGCAGCAGCCCCAAGUCGUGGCGGCCGCACCGACGCCACAGCAGCAGCAACAACAAAUGCAGCAAAUCAUUACCGCCGGACCGUCCACAAACAUCAUCACCAUCGGAGGGGCCACCCUCCAGCCGCAACAGCAACAGCAACAACAUCCCCAACAACUUGCUGUCCAACAGCAAACCAUCGUCGGUCAGCAACAGCAGCAGCAAAUCUUUACCACCUGUGAUACUUCCAGCAGUUCCGGCGUCGCGCAACAACUGCAGCAGGCACAGCCGCAGGCCAACAUCACCAUCCAGCAACAGCAACCUGCCCAGCAGCAGCAGCAGGUUCAGCAAAUUCAAGCUCAAGCGCACCCUCAACAGCAACAAACGCUGCUGCUGGUGCAACCCACUGGACAGACCGUUGGCCCAGGCGCACCCGGAACGCAAAACAUUCAAGGCUUUACCUUUACCUCAGCUCCACAAACUGCCACGGUCAUCAAUCAGGGCGCCGUAACGGCGGGUGCCGCCACCGGGAACCGUGUCCCGUUGCUGGUUCGACUCGAGAAUAAGCCCUCGCAGCAGCAGCAACAACAACAACAAACGCAGCAUGUCCAGUCCCAGCAGCAGAAUCAAAGCACCACCACCACCAUCCAUACGAACAAUCCGGAGAUUAACGCGAUCGCGCUCAGCAUCAUGAACUCGGCCAACCAGUUUCGUGCCAAUCAGCAACAGCAGCAACAGCAACAACAACAACAGCAACAACAACAACAGCAACAGCAGCAGCAACAACAACAGAAUAAAUCCAACUCGAACGCUGCGAUCAUUAGCUUGCUGAACAGUGCACCGGCUGCGAUGACCAACUCCCCUGUGCUGAGCAGUAAUUUGUCGGUCCCAGUAAAAACAGAGUUGCAUCAAGGCGUUCAGCAGCAACAACCUCAGCAACAUACCAUUCACCACCAUCAGGCCACCGGGACGACCACGAUAUCGAGUAGUGCCGCGGCGGCGUUGUUCAACAGCGUCGGAGCUCGGAAGAUUCAAAUCCAACAACAGCCGGGUGGAGGCCAGAGGAUACUGAACCACACGAACUUGAUCGCAGUCAGUAGCAAUCCGGCGGGUGGUGGCAUUGGUCAAACUCAGCUCAUCAACAUCCAGCCGGCAAUCGACCAGCAACAACAACAACAAUCCCAGCAACACACCCAACAACAGCAGCAACACCGGGUGACCAUGUCGGCGUUGGCAUCCCAACUGGCGUCCCCUCCGGCGAUCCUAACCACGUCGAAUCUUCCCCAAAGUUUCAACGUUUCGGCGGCGAGCGGCGCCGGCGGCCAGAACUUUGUCAACGCGUCCAACAACACCACCAGCAAGCUGAUCAUCAACAGUACAAAUCAACGGAUAUUGAACAUCAACACGAAUAGCGCCAACAGUUCGUCGACGACGGCGGCCGUGAUGGCCGCGCUGGGGGGCACCAUCCGGCGGGUAAGUGGCCCCGCGGGAGGUGAUGGCUCCGGCGGUGGCAUUCAGCUGCAAAUUCAGGGCGCGGAUGGCAUCCGACGGAUCGCGACCGGCACGGGCAGUGACAUCCAGCUGCAGAUACAGGGAAUUUCGUCGCCCAGUGGGAGUGACCACUCGAACGCGUCCUCGACGACGUCGGUUUCGGUGGGCGGAGGCGGCGGUGGCGGCGGCAUGCAGGUCAACAACGCUGGAACACCCGCCGGAAACAUCAUCUUCAACAACAUGUCCGGCCUAAGCGCCCUGCUGGCGACCACUUCUCCCUCUCCUCAGCAGCAGCAGCAGCAACAAGUGACGGCGGCGGACGGAACCGUGACGAAUACCGCUAACCUAGGCAGUAACAAUAGUAGUAGCAGCAACUCUAGUAAUAAUACUUCAGCAUUAAUCGAAAGACUGACUUCAUGUAGUACUAUUAACCUAACCAAUAACCAACAACAACAAUCGCACCCACAUCCGGCGGCGAGUCCGGCCGGGCUGCAGUUCACGAUACCGUCGCCCAAAACGCCCCAGCAAUCUCAACAGCAAACGCACCUGCAAAUUCAGUCGCCCUCGUCGUCGAUAUCGCCACUUUCUAGUCCUCCGCCGGCGACGCUUCACACGCAACAGCAGCAGCAGCAGCAGCACACUCAUCAGACGCCCCACCAAACGACGGUCAAUCUGCAGGGACUGAACCUGGCCAGCCUGCACGGUGCUAUGGCGUCGAUUCCGGGGCUGCAGAAUGUCCAGGUUCAAAUCCCCGGCCUCUCGCAGCCAAUCUCGCUGUCGCUGUCGUCGGCUAGUCCGGCCAACGCCACCGCUAGUGUGCUGAACGCUGCGGCCAACAGUGCUGCUGCGGCGGCCGGUAAUAACCAUCAGACGACGAGUUUGCUGGUGUCGGUGCCCGUGUCGAGUUCGGCCGGCAACGUCAUCGGGACGACCCAGCUUGGGAACUCGGUGACCGUGUCGACGGCUAGUCUGAUUGGGGCGAAUGCCGGUCAGCAGCAGCAGCACCAUCACCAGCAGCAGCAGAAUACGCAGACGGUGGUGCUUACGAACCCGCAGACCAGCGUCGGCGGGUCCAGUCUUCUUUCGUUGCCAAUUGCUCAACUUGUUACCUCGGGGAUGAAGGGACUGAGUCAGCAGAGCUUGCGGGCCGGCACGCCCCUCACGGUCAACACCGGCCAGCCGGGCCAGCAGAUCCAGUUGCUCAACAUUAGUCAGCGGCCACGCGUCGGCGGACAGCUUCCAGUGGUGACGUCCGUCACCACGCCCAUCACCGCCAAGCAGAUUGCGGCCCGCGUGGCCCAGCAGCGGAGCAUGGCCGGCUCGACGCUGAAGAUUGCCACACCCAUCACCGCCACACAUCACGCGCAACAGCUGGGCCAAACGCUGAACGUGACCACCAGCGGCGGUGCCACAAAUCAGCUAGUGAUGACGGCAAAGCAGCUCCAACAGCGUCUUCAACAGCAACACCAACACCACCAGCAGCAACAGCAAUUAAUCGCAGCCGCCAACCAACAACAGCAACAACAGCAACAACAAUCCGCCACCACGCAAAUUCACAUCCAGCAGCAGCAGCAAACCAUUCAGCCGGUCCAGCAUCAGCAACAACAGCAGCAGCAACAGCAAAUCAGCAUCAUCAACAACAGCGUCGUGUCGCCGCUUCCCUUGCCAACGAUAACGCCUCCGCCGGCGCCAGCUCAGGCCCAAGCCCAGGUGGUCACCGCCGCCCAGCAGCACCAGAACGUGAUGAACGCGCUGGCCAGCAAGCACCGGCGGAGAUCGGCAGCGGACAUGAACAAGUAAAUCCUAACAAACUACUUCUUCUACCUUCUACCUUCUUUUCCUGCAAACGUUCUUGGCUAAAUUAGCCGUCGUCGCUGCGCGAGCGUGUGCACGUUCACUCACUAGAAAAGAAAAAAGCGGGAGAAGCUCGCUCUAGCAAUUCAGCAACAACAAACAAACAAAAACACACACACACACAAUGCUCUUUUAGUCACACCCUAGGAUGUAAGAACAAAUUAUGCAAGCAACAAAAAAAAUAUCUUUCCAAUUAUUGGGAUGGGAAGAGAUUACCCAACUACCUACCUACUACAACUACUACUACUAUUAGGCGAUGUUUAUUUAAAUCGGAAAAUAAACAGAGUUUUUGUUUUUUUUAAUUUAAAAGAAAAAAAAUCUGCACGCAGAGUUUAUUUUUUGACACGAUAAAACGAAACGCCGAAAGGUUUGAGAUAUUCCGGUUUGUAUUCAAAGUGGGGUUUGGUGCGAUGUUCGACUUCUGUUUGGUCCAGAUUUGAAAAACUCCUCGUAUUACUUUUUUUUCUAAAAAUCCAAGCUGAACUUUUCUAAGACGACUUCUCAGGAUUUUUUGACUUUGACUCCAGCCCAGCUCUUCAAAAAGACCCGACUUCAACCGGAUUCGUUUGGCACGGUAUGUCCACGCAUCGUUCCUCCCCUGUAGAUUCUGUGGUGGGUUGUUUGGGUGAGACUUUGAAAACUUAAAUUUUCCUGUGCAACCAGAGGUUCUAAACUUUAAAAAAUCGGAAAUGGUCACUCAUGGUUACUAUUAAAAAAAUCAAAAUACUGCAAAUAUUUCGCUGAUAUCAAACUAUCGGUGGUUAUAUCUUGAUAACAGGGCCAAAUAUCAAAAAUUUAGUCAAGUACUUUUCAAUUGCAAAUUCAAUUUACAAUUUACAUAAAAAAAUCAUUUACAUAAAAAAAAUAUGUGUCAAAUUUCGAAAUUUCCUAAAAUCACUGUUUUUUCAAAAGUUCGUAACUCGUCGGCAAAUUUUUUUACCAUAGUUUUCUAUGGCUCAAAAGUUGCGGGUUUUUAUCUCCUAAAACAUAUAAAAAAAUCUCGAAAUUUAAAAAUACAGAUUUUGAGAAAUUGAGUUUUUGUGAAAAAAAACGUUAAUUUAAAAAAUCGGCAAUUUUUUUCCGUGUUCUAUUUUUUUCUCAAUAGUCCUCAUCAAUACCUACAACUUUGCCGAAUACACCAAAUUAAUCCAAAAAAAAAUCGUUGAAAAGUUACAGAUUUUCGAAAACCUACGUAUCAUUUUUUUAGCUGCCAAAACUGUAUGGAGAUUUGUAUGGGUGAACCAAUGACAAAAAAUUGCUUCUUUGGUCAUAGGGAAGCCCUCACAAAGUUUGAGCCAAAUACAAAAAUAUAAUUUGGUCAUAGGGAAGCCCUCACAAAGUUUGAGCCAAAUACAAAAAUAAAAAUGGUCGAAUUCGGCCGAUUUAAAAGAAAUUUGUUCAUAUGACCAUUUGAAAAAGUACUUGACGUGUUUUCAGCAUUUUUUCAUUGUAACAUGCAAACAUACUUUUUUUUAAAGAUGUUCAAUCAUUUUAUAACCGUUAAUUUUUCUUCUUAAUGUCUAUUUAUCACUCCUAACCAAACAAAUAUUUGGAAAUUUGAUGAAAAAAAAAAAUUAAAAAAUCUAAUAAUUUGUAUUUGCUAAUUUUGUAUUCGUCAUGAUAAUAUUAAAAAUCCUAAGUUGUCUCAUAGACCAAAUCUCAAAAAGCAGAAUCUUAAAAAGCCGAAAAUUUAAAGGCUGUAUUAUAUUUUUUUGAAAAAAAAAUAUUUUGUUUUAAUCAUAAAGUUUUUAAUUAAAAAACCAAAAAUUAAAAUAUUUAAUUUUUUUUAAACUUUGAAACUAAAAAACUUAAAAAUUUAUAACAUUGAAAUAAAAAACAUUAAAACUUAAAAACUUAAAAUUUGGAGAUUCAAAAAACUGGAUUUUGUUUUUUGAUCCAUACAUGAAUUUUUUUUUUGAACUUUAAAAAAAACUUUUAAAAAGUCUGAAAAUUCAAAAAAAAUUAAAAUACAAAUUUAAAUGCUUUAAAACUUAAAAACAAGUAUUCUUAAAAAUUAACAACCUAAAAAAUUAAAAAAAAAUUCAUUGCUUUUUUAUUAGAUUCCUUUAGGUGCUGCUAUCAGGUUAGGACCGAGGAUCAUAAAAAGUAAAUUAAAUUUCAAAACAUAACAAAUUAAAAAGUUGCAACUUAAAAAUUUCAAAUACUAAAAAUUUACAAUUGUAUUUUUAAAAUUUAAACAAGAAAUAAAAAAAAGUAUAAAAUUUUGAAAUGGUAAAAAAUGUAGAGAUUUUAAAACUAUAUUUUAACUUUUUUUAUGAAAAAUACGUUUUUUCGGAAUUUAGAGUCGGGCGUCCAAUUUUACACAAAAGUCCCUUUGACACCAAAUUUCUAUCUCUUCACGGUUCGAGCUACAAAUCACAAAAAAAACGUGUCUUGGUAAAAAUCCAGAAAAAUGAAAGGGGUCGUACCGGCCCUCCGUCACGAGAUAUCGAAAAAUGGAGCUCGGAUUCCUGACCAUGUUUCCCAACAUUGUAUCUGUUUAAAGAAGGAAAAUUCCAAAUAGAAGUUAUUUAAAUUGUUAACAAUUUACCCAGAUGUUUUAAAUCGACGAUAUCAUUGAAACUGUUGAUCCGUUUUCAAUGUUCAAAAAUUUAAUUAACGAGAAAUCUGCUUAUCUCAUCGUAAAAAAAAAUCAGAAUUUUCACAGAAUACCACGAAUAACGCUGUAUCGCCAGAUUUCGAGUCUGUUAAAAAUGAUACAUUUUCAUAACUUCGCUGCCGGCCAGCGUAAUAAUACAGUUCAAAAUUAUAUUUGAAAAGGGCUUUUACGUUUUUUUUAAAUAAAUACUUAAAUGAAAUGAAAGCUCGAACUUCGCACCAAAAUUUACAAGAUUAUAUUUUUUGGUCAAGAAUACAAUAAAUAAUUUCCUACAAAAAUGAGGUUUGUGAACACAAUAAAAAAGAAAUAAGGCAGCGCAUGUGAUAUGAACGAAAUUUGGUCUAUUGGUCAGAAAAGGAGAAGGAAACUAGUGCGUGCUGAAGAACAACAAAAAAAAAGAAGGAAUUUACGCUCGACUCAAGAGCUCCUAGUUGAUAUUAGAGCAGAGAGGCAAAAGGGGAAUGCAGCGGGUGGUGAAAAGCAAACAAACAAACAACACAAACAAAAAACUAGGUAUAUUAUAUUUAAUUAGUUUUGUAACUGUGAGAUGCAGAUGAAGCAAGAUUCGAAGCCGCGUUCUCUAUAUAGAUUUGUGUUGUGCAGCGUCAAAGAGAUAGUCAUUAGAGUCGGAAAUAAAGCAGAAAAAAAAACAAAGCUCUUUAGUGUGUACAACAGCAGAAGCAAGAGAAAAAAAUAAGUAAACGAUUUGUUAAUGGUUUUUAAAAAGUUAGUGGAAAAAAAUUACAAGAAAAAAGCACUUCGCUGGGUGUGUUGCCCAAAUGCUUCGUUACUAAGUAACGAUAGUUUGUGGUUAAAAGAUGAAGCGAACUAAAAGAAAGAGCUCCUACAUUAAAUUCUUCAGAGAUUCGAUGUACCUAGUAAAACAAACUCACAAACACUGAACUAAGUAAUAGCCUGCAAGCAAACCGUGCGAGAAACGCUUUCCGAAGAUUACAAAUUGUUUCGUUUGCCGCGCGCUAACAUAAACAGGAAAGAACUUAAAACUCAAACCGAUUGACUCGUUUUGUACAUAUAAUUUAAAAUUUAAUAAAAAGCAAAAAGCUGAGAAACAAAACCGAAAACAACGAGCACCUCUAUUAAAUUAUUAUUUGUUUAAUUUACACACAUUCAAGUAACAAACAAACAAAAAAACAAGCAGAACAGCAAACAGAUACCGGAACCGGAAAAAAGUUCAAACGCAAACGUUUAUGUUCUGAUUCGAAACCAAAUCGUGUGUCAGCAGCAGCAGCAGCAGCAGCUUCUUCCUGUCGCGUCUUUCGUUUUCUGUGUAAAUAGUCGUCAUUUAAUCUCGGAAUAUUGUUUAGUUUGUACUAGGAAAGGUGUUCAAUCGAGAAGGAGAGCGAAAGAGAAAGGAAAACCGAAAGGAAA
This is a messenger RNA of Culex pipiens pallens (northern house mosquito), 10614 nucleotides long. RefSeq lists its product as uncharacterized. Lineage: Eukaryota; Metazoa; Arthropoda; Insecta; Diptera; Culicidae. The coding region runs from base 966 to 6551 and encodes 1861 amino acids. Gene Ontology annotation, biological process: regulation of transcription by RNA polymerase II. Gene Ontology annotation, molecular function: transcription coregulator activity. Gene Ontology annotation, cellular component: SAGA complex. The transcript has 10 exons. The record is from RefSeq and is a predicted model, not a curated record.